GCAUUUGGUUGAUUAGCAUUUCGCACGACAAUUAACAUUAAUUAAGCCACCAGAUAUCGGCGGCUAGUUAACAGAUAUGUUUGAAACUUAAAUAGCUAGCUUGCUAACGUGAUGUCGAGUGUGAUGAUGUAACGUUAGCCAAGACAUGGGUUGUAGCUAGUUUGCUAGUUGGAAGACCACUUAGCAAUGUAGCUAGCUAACUAACUAAUUCGAUAUGAUAUGUUGUGUCCAUUUAUGUACAGAGCUGUCUGUUAUGCCCUGCAGUAGUUUUAAUGCGGCAUUUGACGAUGCGGUUGAGGAGAGGGUGAUUAAUGAAGAAUACAAGAUAUGGAAGAAAAACACCCCUUUCCUGUACGAUCUGGUUAUGACCCAUGCUCUGGAGUGGCCGAGUCUCACAGCGCAGUGGUUGCCCGAUGUUACCAGGCCCGAGGGAAAGGACUUCAGCGUGCACCGUCUGGUGCUGGGCACGCACACCUCGGACGAGCAGAACCACCUGGUCAUCGCCAGCGUGCAGCUGCCCAACGAUGAUGCCCAGUUUGACGCGUCACACUAUGACAGCGAGAAAGGAGAGUUUGGCGGAUUUGGUUCGGUAAGUGGAAAGAUUGAGAUCGAGAUCAAGAUCAACCACGAGGGGGAGGUGAACCGGGCGCGCUACAUGCCCCAGAACCCCUGCAUCAUCGCCACCAAGACGCCAACCAGCGACGUGCUGGUCUUCGACUACACCAAGCACCCCUCCAAGCCAGAAAAUCCCUCUGGGGAGUGCACCCCCGACCUGCGCUUGAGGGGGCACCAGAAAGAGGGCUACGGCCUGUCCUGGAACCCCAACCUGAGCGGCUGCCUCCUCAGCGCCUCCGACGACCACACCAUCUGCUUGUGGGACAUCAGCACGGUACCCAAGGAGGGGAAGGUGGUGGACGCCAAGACCAUCUUCACCGGGCACACCGCCGUGGUGGAAGACGUCUCCUGGCACCUGCUGCACGAGUCGCUGUUCGGAUCGGUGGCCGACGACCAGAAGCUCAUGAUCUGGGAUACACGGUCAAACAACACGUCCAAGCCCAGCCACGCAGUGGAUGCCCACACCGCUGAGGUCAACUGCCUGUCAUUCAACCCCUACAGCGAGUUCAUCCUGGCCACCGGCUCAGCGGACAAAACUGUGGCUCUUUGGGACCUAAGGAACUUAAAACUGAAGCUGCACUCUUUUGAAUCCCACAAAGAUGAGAUCUUCCAGGUGCAGUGGUCGCCCCAUAAUGAAACUAUCCUGGCCUCCAGCGGGACAGACCGGCGACUCAACGUCUGGGACCUCAGUAAAAUCGGGGAGGAGCAGUCGCCCGAGGACGCUGAAGACGGCCCCCCCGAGCUCCUGUUUAUCCACGGCGGACACACAGCCAAGAUCUCAGACUUCUCCUGGAACCCCAAUGAGCCGUGGGUCAUCUGCUCCGUGUCCGAGGACAACAUCAUGCAAGUGUGGCAGAUGGCGGAGAACAUCUACAACGAUGAAGACCCCGAGGGGGCCGCGGACGCGGAGGUCCAGGGCUGAACGGCCGAGCGAGCCGCACCCCCCGCCCCCGCCCCGCCCCGCCCCACCCCACCCAC
This is a messenger RNA of Anguilla anguilla (European eel), 1593 nucleotides long. It is a transcript of the gene rbbp4, whose product is annotated as retinoblastoma binding protein 4. Lineage: Eukaryota; Metazoa; Chordata; Actinopteri; Anguilliformes; Anguillidae. Gene Ontology annotation, biological process: regulation of gene expression. The record is from RefSeq and is a predicted model, not a curated record. Bases 215 to 1537 code for a protein of 440 amino acids. The transcript has 13 exons. Gene Ontology annotation, cellular component: ESC/E(Z) complex; nucleus; NuRD complex. Gene Ontology annotation, molecular function: histone binding.